Molecule: messenger RNA, 3824 nt
Organism: Silurus meridionalis
Lineage: Eukaryota; Metazoa; Chordata; Actinopteri; Siluriformes; Siluridae
Gene: tgm1l1
Product: transglutaminase 1 like 1
Exons: 14
Coding region: 873-3254 (793 amino acids)
Biological process (GO): peptide cross-linking
Molecular function (GO): protein-glutamine gamma-glutamyltransferase activity
Source: RefSeq, a predicted model, not a curated record
CUGUGUGUCUGUGUGUAUGGCAAAAGUGUAUUUGGAAUUUUAUAGAUAAUUUGCGCUCGAAAGUACUCUGUGUUUUGGGAGGGCUAUUGUAAGGAACACUAUGCAGCGUACAGAUUGUGGCAGAAAAAAAAAAGCACAAGAACAGCGAUAAAGCUGUACAGAUGAAGGGAAGGAUAUUCGGUGAGAGCUGGGAGUCACACAUAUGGUUUGUAUUAACUCACAGCUAACCCCAUUCUGAUAGUGUGAGCUCUUCCAAGGCCAUGAAAACAUCAUAAGGGCUGCAAGGCAGGCUUGUACUUUCACUGUAAUACACCUCUGUGUGAGGUGAAUCAGAUAUCUGCUGAUGGUUUGGAGAUAAACCGAGCAGCAAUUUGAGGCUAUUUGAGGUUGUGCUUGCAAAUUCGGUAGAAAAAGCACCGUGUUAAUGGAAUGUGACGCAUGAAAUCAGGUUUAUAGGUCUCGUAGAAAGGGCGAUUAUGAUAAUAAUUGUGAAGGAACAACAGCGAGCAUUGUGACUCGGUGGAGCCGAGGAACUAAUGGUUUUGUUUUGCCUUCUCACACAAAUACAUUCAGAUUCAUUAAGGUCUGUUUGCAUUAGGGGUUUUCUGUUUUAAAAAUAAGUCUAUACAUUAUUAUCAAGCUUAGUGUAAAGUUUCUUUCUAAGUCAUGGGUUUCCUCCAGGUUCUCUGGUUUUCUCCCAUCUGCUAAAACAUCCCAGUUUCUAAUUUGCCCCUCAUUUGUGAAUAGUAGUUCAUAUGAUGCCUUGAAAUGGCCCAGGAUGUACAGUAUUUUAGGUUUUUAGUCAGUAUUUGCAGGAUUGGCUUCAGAUCCACCUCAGUGCUGACCAUAAAGUGGUGAUUGAAGAUGAAUGAAUGAAUGAGCAACUAUGGAGUCCCUUUGUUUCUUUUCAAAUGUCAGGAACCAGGAUGUCAGUCAGAGAUGGGUCAACCGUUGGCCGCUUUCACUCCGCUGCCGAAAGCAACGGACAAGCAAUCCCAGAAACGGAGGUGGUUUCUAAGGAAACAAAGCAGGAAGGAGGAUGUCGUCGUUGGUUACGGAAAGCUUGCCCCUGUUGCUGUCGCCGGCAAAGCAGCUCCUAUUAUUUAACAAAUGAAGCAGACACUGUGGUCAAGGAUGAAGAGAAACCAAUACCCUGCCCCGAGCUUCAACCUCACACAGAAGACAAUGAGCUGGAGGACUUCUCUCUGGUCGUACGCUCCAUGGACCUGCUCAGCUCAAAGACUGGCCCGAAUCGUAAGGAGCACCACACCGAGCAGUACCAUAGCGAUGAGCUCAUCAUUCGCCGAGGCCAGAACUUUCAGAUUAUGCUCGACCUCUCCCGUCCUUUCAACAUCAACAUGGACAAGCUGCAUCUGGAGCUCAAGACCGGCCUGCUGCCACUGGUGUCUAAGGGCACGCACAUCAUCAUUCCGGUCGUCGAAGAGCUGCAGGACCGGUGCUGGGAAGCGAAAAUUGUGGAGCAGAAUGCCAAUCGUAUCAAGCUCUUGAUCAACUCGCCCCCUAAUGCUGUCAUUGGAAAAUAUGAGAUUACAGUCAAGACCCAGAGUACAGGAAGCGAAUCGGUUAAAACGCAUGACUCUGAGAAAGACAUCUACAUUCUCUUCAACCCCUGGUGUGAAGGGGACACGGUGUAUAUGGAUGACGAUGCAGAGAAAAAGGAGUACGUCUUGAAUGACACUGGGAAAAUUUACUACGGCACUGAGAUGCAGAUCGGCGCUCGCACGUGGAACUUUGGACAGUUUCAAGAAGGGGUUCUGGAGGCCUGUUUGUAUGUGCUGGAGAAAAGUGAUGCUCCUUCAUCAGGUCGUGGAGAUCCAGUGAACGUGGUGCGAGUCAUAUCCGCUAUGAUCAAUGCCCCAGAUGACUGUGGUGUUCUGGAAGGAAACUGGUCCGGGAAUUAUGAGGGUGGGACACCUCCUACAGCAUGGAGUGGCAGCGUGGACAUUCUCAAGAAGUAUCACAAGGAUGAAGGAACUCCUGUCAAAUACGGCCAAUGCUGGGUCUUCUCCGGGGUCACCACCACAGUUCUGAGGUGUCUCGGUAUCCCAACUCGAAGCGUAACAAAUUUCCAGUCUGCCCAUGACACCGAUGUCUCCCUGACCACUGAUGUGUUUUUUGACGAGAAUAUGGAGCCAAUUAACAAACUCAACCGAGAUUCUGUGUGGAACUUUCACGUGUGGAACGACUGCUGGAUGGCUCGUCUUGAUUUGCCACCCGGUAUGGGCGGUUGGCAGGCUGUAGACUCGACCCCACAGGAAACCAGUCAGGGGACGUUCCGAUGUGGCCCCGCCUCCAUCGCGGCCAUUCGCACAGGCCAGGUCUACCUGAGGCACGACACGCCUUUUGUCUUUGCUGAGGUGAACAGCGAUAAGAUCUACUGGCAGAGGAAUGUGGAUAAUACUUUCUCUCAGAUUCACAUAGAGAAGAAUGCUGUGGGACACUGCAUUAGCACCAAGGCUGUGGGCUCUGACAAUCGCAGUGACAUCACACACCUGUACAAGCAUCCUGAAGGCUCUGAAGAAGAGCGCAUCGCUGUAGAGACGGCCUGCCGCUAUGGCACCAAGCCAGACAUUUACGCGGUAGCAGCAGCCAAUGACGUGUGUAUGGAGGUCCAUGUGGAAGGUGAGGGGCCACGCAUGGGUUUUGACGCCCACCUUAAGAUCGUUUUGAAGAACCAGAGCGAACAUCCACGCAGGACCACACUGCACAGCCAGGUAGCCGUGAUGUACUACACGGGCGUAUUGAAGAGCACAGUGAAAAGUGAGAAGAUUCCUGUGCAACUCAGUCCCAAUGAAGAAAAAGUGGUAGACUGGGUGCUGCCCUACAAUCUUUAUCAGGACCAGUUGGUGGACCAGGCGGCGCUGAUGCUCACUCUAUCUGGUCGAGUUAAUGAAACCAAGCAGGUGCUGGCUUCUCAGACCAGCUUCAGGCUUCGCACUCCAGACAUCCACAUUGAGCCUCUCGGAGAGACCCAUGUAGGGAAAGAGGCCUCGGCCAAGCUGACAUUCACCAACCCGUUACCGUGCACACUGCGUAAUGUAGUACUGCGAGUGGAAGGUCUUGGACUUAGGAACCUCCAUCCCAUCAAAGUGGGCGAUGUGAGUAAACAUGCCACAGUGACAGUGACGGAGAACUUCAUCCCCACUUUGGCUGGGACGAGGAAGCUGGUGGCUUCUCUGGACUGUAAACAGCUCUCACAGGUGCAUGGCGUCGCCGACAUCAUCGUCAACUAGUGAAUGCAUCGUCUUUAUUGUACACUUUAGUUUUAACACUUAACAUAUACGUCCAUUCGUACUACUUGUAAAAAAACAAAACAAAUUUGAGCCUAAUACUUGAUCAGAUAUGUUUAUAAUUUUUUUACUAUCAGUUACUAAGUCGUUUUAGAGUAGUAAUGAGGCGUUGCUGCUUCUGACCAUUCAUUUUAGAUUAAUACUCUGAUCUCCUAUAUCUAUGAAGAACUUGGUAUUUUUUUUUUAACCUUAAAGACAAUGAAAUAAUUACAGAGUUAAAUGAUUAUGGGUUUAUACUGUAGCAUAGACACUGUCAUUAGAUAUUUAUAUAUAAAAGUUCUAUCUCUAACAUUAUUUAAGUGCAUUGUUUACGGAAAUAGAACAGAAAUCUGGGAUUAAUGUAAUCAAUAUUAAUGAAGACUCGUCUAAUGAAUACAUUUGCAUAUAUUUUUUCAACUUUUUACUAUAGAUUUAACCAAUUAGCAUAACUCUAAUAUAACAAUUUAUCUACAUGCACUUUUUUUUUCAAACGAAUGUUCUAUUUUAUUGUUAAUAAAUUGACUUAUACUACAA